AUAUUUUUGUGAGUGCUUGAUGGUUUAUUCUGAGAGACCCAAGAGAGAGUCCACUCCACCCACAUCAUCCCUUCUGUACUUCUUCCCUCUACUUUUUACUCUUAUUCUACUUCUAUUUAUUCAUUAUUAUUAUUAUUAGAAGAAGAAAAAGACCAAAUCGUUGCUGAACGGAAGAGCACAUAACAAGGCUGCCAAAUCCAGGUACAGGAUUCUCCCAGGGAGAAGUUUCGAGUGCGUAUCUUCAAGAUCAGAUCUUUAAGUGCUACAGGAUUUUGAGGUUUGUUGAGGCCCUUAGGAGAACCAAUCAAUCUAAAUUUGAAGAUCGUCCGAUGCUCCCAGCUCAAGUUCUUGAAGGAUCACCAAAAGUUUCAUUUUUCUUGCAACCAGCAUAAUUCUCAAUCUGGCUGGCAGAAUUUGUUCAGUUUUUGAUGGUUUGUUCUCUCAUAUAGGAUCUCCAUUCGAUCGAAAAUUCAAUUCCAUCUGAGUUGUGGUUUGUUUUAGAAUGGGGGAGCUGGAAGCUGAGAAACAUGUCCGAUACAUAUUAUCUGUUGAAAAGAAGAAGGAUGGUUUUGAAUCUUUGGUGAUAGAGCACCUAAGGAUGAAUGGUGCAUACUGGGGACUGACCACUCUUGAUCUUCUCGGGAAGCUUGGAGCUGUUGAUCAAGAUGAAGUUGUUUCAUGGGUCAUGAAGUGCCAAGACGAAUCUGGUGGCUUUGCUGGUAACAUUGGACAUGACCCCCACGUACUGUACACUUUGAGUGCCGUGCAAAUAUUGGCCCUUUUGAACAAGCUAGAUGUUCUCGACAUUGAUAAGGUGUCAAACUAUGUAGCUGGGUUGCAGAAUGAAGAUGGAUCCUUUUCGGGAGACAUGUGGGGGGAAGUGGACACCAGAUUCUCUUAUAUUGCAAUAUGUUGUCUCUCAAUAUUGCGUCAUUUGGAGAAAAUCAAUGUGGAGAAGGCUGUGGACUAUGUUGUGAGCUGCAAAAAUUUGGAUGGUGGAUUUGGAAGUACACCUGGUGGGGAGUCUCAUGCUGGGCAAAUCUUCUGCUGUGUGGGUGCCCUUGCAAUAACAGGUUCUUUGCACCACAUCGACAAAGACCUCCUUGGCUGGUGGUUAUGUGAGCGGCAAGUUAAAACUGGAGGUCUAAAUGGACGGCCUGAGAAGCUUCCAGAUGUUUGCUACUCAUGGUGGGUUCUUUCUAGCCUGGUCAUGAUUGACCGAGUACAUUGGAUAGACAAAGAAAAGCUUGCAAGAUUCAUAUUAGACUGUCAGGACAGAGAAAAUGGAGGAAUUUCAGAUAGACCAGAUGACGCUGUUGACGUUUUUCAUACAUAUUUUGGGGUUGCUGGACUCUCACUUCUGGAAUAUCCAGGGUUGAAAGCCAUAGAUCCAGCUUACGCUUUGCCUGUCGAUGUUGUGAAUAGGAUUUUCUUCAGGAAGUGAGGAUGUCUCACGUAAACUAUAUUUGAAACAUUUUAUGUACCUGCUGAGAGGCUUCUGACAAAGAAUUAGCAAGCCGUUUCGAUGAAUUACAAGCUGACUUCGAAAUAGAGCUGAUGGUAAAAACAUCUUUCCGCUAAUCUUAAUGGGCUUGAGAGCACAUAAUCUCCUGAUGUGAAUGAACCAUUGCCAAUUGAAUCACACCCUAAAGUUGCUUCAAGUACAAAUUGCUCUCUAUGAACCACCAUUCUUUGUUUGUGAUUAUUUAAAACACAAGGAAAACAUGCAAUACAUAGUGACUCGUCUAUAGCCCUAAAUUUGGCGUGUGCCCAAGACGUAUUUUAUUCUUUCCAUUCAGUGAUCUAAGAUUUGCUUAGUUAACAUGCCCAUGUGGCAAAAAAUUGUAAUAUGGAAAACUUCCCCACCCCAAUCUCUUAGAAGAUCUAUAUGGUCGAUUGCAUCCUCUUAUCUUUGGAUACAGUUUGAGCUA
This is a messenger RNA of Macadamia integrifolia, 1931 nucleotides long. Its product is annotated as geranylgeranyl transferase type-2 subunit beta 1-like. NCBI's taxonomy places the organism in Eukaryota, Viridiplantae, Streptophyta, Magnoliopsida, Proteales, Proteaceae. The transcript is spliced from 10 exons. Gene Ontology annotation, biological process: protein geranylgeranylation. Bases 503 to 1444 code for a protein of 313 amino acids. The record is from RefSeq and is a predicted model, not a curated record. Gene Ontology annotation, cellular component: Rab-protein geranylgeranyltransferase complex. Gene Ontology annotation, molecular function: Rab geranylgeranyltransferase activity.